AACUCACACGGAAAAUCCUGGUGUCAUAGAAGACCUGAGGUUUGAAAGAAUCCAUUUUGGAAGUCAGACUGGUAACGCAUCUUUGCACCUCACCCGGAGGAAGCCAGCUCUUCAAGAUCCAGGAGAUUCCUUUCCUUUCAAACUUCUGCAACAGGAUACGCAGCGGAAGAUAAGGAUGCGGAAGCCAGUUGUCCUAGACCAAUUGCCAAAGGACGCGGGGAGCAGAUGUCAUGGUGACAUUCGUGACUCAGGUGUGAACACAAGAUAAUUUCCCCUUGAUGGGACUACUUUUCUACAAGAAAAUUAAAAGGUGGUGUCUGAAGGAUGGCUGGCCACAAUGCCUCCAGGAAUUUCACCUGCGACCCUAUCCUGACGCCCCAUCUAACCAGACUCUACUUCGUCGUGCUCAUUGGGGGACUGGGGGGUGUCAUCUCCAUCCUAUUCUUGCUUGUGAAGAUGAACACUCGAUCUGUAACCACCACGGCUGUCAUUAACUUGGUGGUGGUCCAUGGGGUGUUCCUGCUGACUGUGCCUUUCCGCUUGUCCUACCUCAUCCAGAAAACAUGGACAUUUGGCCUGUCUUUCUGCAGACUUGUGAGUGCCAUGUUGCAUAUCCACAUGUAUCUUACCUUCCUUUUCUACGUGGUCAUUCUGGUCAUCCGGUACCUUAUCUUUUUCAAGCACAAAGACAAAGUGGAAUUCUACAGGAAAUUUCAUGCUGUUGCAGCCAGCGCUGGCAUGUGGCUGUUGGUGAUUGUCAUUGUUAUUCCUGUGGUCUCUUCUCAUUACGGAAAUAAGGGGGAUUACAAUGACAAGCACUGCUUUAAAUUCCAUGAAGAACUGGUCUAUAUGUACGUGCAAGUCAUCAACUACAUGAUAGUCAUCCUCGUCAUAGCCACCGCGGUGAUGCUCUUGGUCCUUCAGAUCUUCAUCAUUAUGUUGAUGAUGAGGAAGCUCCGCCACUCCUUCCUCUCCCACCAGGAAUUCUGGGCUCAACUGAAGAACUUAUUUUUCAUAGGCAUCAUUCUUACUUGCUUUCUCCCCUACCAGUUCUUCAGGAUCUAUUACUUACAUGUUGUGGCUCAAUCCAAGGAAUGUAACAACAAUUUUGCAUUUUACAAUGAAAUCUUUUUGAGUGUAACUGCAAUUAGCUGCUGUGAUUUGCUGCUCUUUGUUGUUGGGGGAAGCCGUUGGUUUAAGCAGAAGACAAUUGACCUGUGGAAUUGCCUGUUGUGCCAUUAGCCAUGAACUGCAGUACUGAUUUCUUUACAUUGGGAGGGAAAAGGGGGAGGGAAGGUAAGAAUGAUAUUUCAUCACUUGAUCAAGGCUGAACUGAAAGACUAGAA
Fukomys damarensis (Damara mole-rat) is the source of this 1346-nucleotide messenger RNA. RefSeq names its product G protein-coupled receptor 141 (gene Gpr141). Bases 325 to 1242 code for a protein of 305 amino acids. NCBI's taxonomy places the organism in Eukaryota, Metazoa, Chordata, Mammalia, Rodentia, Bathyergidae. Gene Ontology annotation, biological process: G protein-coupled receptor signaling pathway. Gene Ontology annotation, cellular component: membrane. The record is from RefSeq and is a predicted model, not a curated record. Gene Ontology annotation, molecular function: oxysterol binding; G protein-coupled receptor activity. The transcript is spliced from 4 exons.